UUCCCAAACACAGACAACAGCGCAGGAAGCAAGGAGAGCGAUAAAUUGUCACGAGACGUUUGUUAGUGGUGUGUUACCGCAUUUGUAGUGUACAAAAUUUUCGAAGCUUAACAAAUUUUAAAACAAAAAUGCAGAGCGUUAUAAAUAAUGUGAAAGGCAGGGCUCUGAAUGUUGCAGAGUAUUUCACUCGAGUUCUAAAGGAAUCCAAAUUUAAAGAAACUGGUGUCUUGACUCCCGAUGAGUUUGUAUAUGCAGGAGAUCAUCUUGUCCAUCAUUAUCCAACAUGGCAGUGGGCUAAAGGAGAUGAAGCUAAUCUAAAGGCAUAUCUGCCACCUGAUAAACAAUUUCUUGUGACUAGAAAUGUGCCUUGUUAUAAACGUUGUAAAGAGAUGGAGUAUACUGACCAUCAUGAAGAACUUCUUGAAACUGAAGAUGAGGAUGGUGGUUGGGUAGAUACUCAUCAUUAUUCAGAUAGUACAGUUGCAGCAAUAGCAGAACAAGUGCAAGAAAUGACUAUGGAGCCAGAUACAAAUGUGCCAAAGCCAAUCGUUAAGCAAUCAGAUGAUGAUGAUGAUGAGGAGGAGGAGGAUGAUGAAGGAGAAGCAUUGGAUAUGGAUGCUUUUAUGCAAAGUGGAAUGUUAGAAAAUGAAGAUAAAGCAACUUUAGAUAUAUCUGCAGCUUCAAAACCUAAUGAGAACCAAGAUUCAAAUAAUUCAUCAAAUGAAGCAGGAAUUGUACCUACUCGAACUUAUGAUUUGAAUAUUACGUAUGAUAAAUAUUAUCAGACGCCUAGGCUAUGGUUAUUCGGUUAUGAUGAAAACCGUAAGCCUUUAACUAUUGAAGAAAUGUAUGAAGACAUAAGUCAGGAUCAUGCUAAGAAAACAGUCACAAUGGAGAAUCAUCCCCAUUUGCCUGGUUCACCACGAGCAUCGGUACAUCCUUGCCGCCAUGCAGAAGUAAUGAAAAAGAUCAUUCAUACAGUAACUGAAGGAGGUGGAGAUCUUGGUGUCCAUAUGUAUCUAAUAAUUUUCUUGAAAUUCAUGCAAGCAGUUAUUCCCACAAUUGAAUAUGAUUACACUCAGAACUUUUCAUUAGAAUGAAGUUAAUUUUGUGUUUAUUGUAUAUAUUUAUGAGCAGUACACAUUUAAAAGAAAAUAUGUUAAUUGUUAUUAAGAGUCAUAAACUUAUUUUCAUAAGUUUGGCACUUUGGGUCCAAUCUCUAAUGUAAAUUCAAAUUUUAAAUUACAUUAACAGCUGAAUAUAUUUCUUAAGACAUUUAGUUAUAUAAUUUCACUAUUUAUGUUAAUGUUAUUUUCUGUUUGAUAUAUAGUAUUCUGAUAUUUUUAUAACAUAAAACAUUAUUCAACAUCAUACAUCUGUAAUCACCAUCUGUAUGAGUAAAUUCUCAGAAGUAAGCAUAAUUUAGUUGCCUGCAGUUUAAGUGAUUAUGUGGAAAGUAAAAUUUAAAAAAACUAUCAUGAUAUAUUAUAUAUAUUAUAUCAUAUAUAUUAUUUCUAAGGAAGGAAAUAUAAGGAAAAUGAGCAUCUGUUAUGAAAUGUUAUAUUUAUAAGCAUUGUCUACGAGUCCUUUAACUGUUCAAGUUUUGAUUAAUAAAUAUUGUAAAUUCUAUUUGAAAAA
This is a messenger RNA of Stegodyphus dumicola, 1638 nucleotides long. RefSeq names its product Autophagy-related protein 3 (gene Atg3). Gene Ontology annotation, molecular function: Atg8-family ligase activity. The record is from RefSeq and is a predicted model, not a curated record. Gene Ontology annotation, biological process: autophagosome assembly; nucleophagy; glycophagy. NCBI's taxonomy places the organism in Eukaryota, Metazoa, Arthropoda, Arachnida, Araneae, Eresidae. Gene Ontology annotation, cellular component: phagophore assembly site; cytosol.